Messenger RNA from Orbicella faveolata, 2726 nucleotides. Its product is annotated as ribosomal oxygenase 1-like. Gene Ontology annotation, cellular component: nucleolus. Gene Ontology annotation, molecular function: histone H3K36 demethylase activity; histone H3K4 demethylase activity. NCBI's taxonomy places the organism in Eukaryota, Metazoa, Cnidaria, Anthozoa, Scleractinia, Merulinidae. The record is from RefSeq and is a predicted model, not a curated record.
CAUAUGUCUGCUUUGGGAAAAUUCCGCUGUGAUUACGCGGGAGAAUCAAUUUUUUCCACGAGGAUCUUCUGGAGAGAAUGAAGUCAAGUCUUCGAAGACGUUCAGCGUUUGGUGUUUACCAGUCGCAGCUAAUAAAGGAAAAUGAAACAUCUCUAAAGGAGGAAGAAAGACUCACUGAACCGUCUGGAUCGAAGAAAAGGUCGCACGAAGACAAUUCGUCAAGCCACUCCAAGAAAACAAGCAAACUUAGCAGCAGUAAGAGUUUGAACACGGAAGACGAGAAUGGAAAUUUUGAUCUCGAUGACCAAACUGCUGAUAUUCUAGAGCCCAAACAAAAAGGAAAAGGAAGGCUAUUCAGCAAAGCGAAUAAGCUUAGACAGAGUCUGGGCUUGUCCAGCCGUAAGAAGAAGCGAAACGGCUAUCGAAGUUAUGAUCGUGUCGAUCUGGAGAACUCCUCAAGUAAUCUUACUGCAAACAGCUUGGCUGUGGAGAAGGCAGACAAAACCGACAGCGAGACUGGGAACGACGAAUCGGAUCAGCAGGAGGAAUUGAUAGCAAAGAAGAACUUAGAUCAAGAAGAUUUAGAAGCUGAUGGACUUUUCUCCUGGCUAAUAAGUCCAGUAAAAGCCAGAAAGUUUUUCAGUGAUGUGUGGGAACAAAAGCCUUUGUUGAUAAAGAGACACCACUUGACCUAUAAUGAUGGGUGGUUUAGCACCAAAGAAAUGGAUGACAUUCUUAGGAAGCACAGAGUUUAUUUCUCAGUCAACUUGGAUGUUACGUCGUAUAGAGAUGGAAAGAGAGAGACUCAUAACCCAAGAGGCAGAGCUCAUGCUCCAGUUGUAUGGGACUAUUAUGAGAAUGGCUGCUCUGUUCGAUUUCUGAAUCCACAAGCCUUUUCACAUUCCGUGUGGAAGUUGACUUCACUUUUGCAGGAGUACUUUGGUUGUUUGGUUGGUGCCAAUGUUUAUCUUACUCCUCCUGGGUCACAAGGCUUUGCACCACAUUACGAUGAUAUUGAAGCCUUUGUUGUACAACUCGAAGGACGGAAACACUGGAGACUCUAUAAUCCAAGGAGUGAUGCAGAAUCCCUACCUAGGUAUUCUAGUGCUAAUUUCAGCCAAGAAGAAAUUGGUGAUCCAAUUCUUGAUACAGAGCUUGCAGCUGGAGAUAUUCUUUACUUUCCAAGAGGAACAAUUCAUCAGGCAGACACACCAAGUGACACCCAUUCUUUGCACAUCACAUUGUCCACAUAUCAAAAGAACUCCUGGACAGAUUUUAUGGAAAAGUUAAUUCCAGGUGCACUACAGAUUGCAUUUGAGGAAGAUCGUGAAUUCCGCCAGGGUUUGCCUCUCAAUUACCUGGACUUUAUGGGUGUGGCAAAUUCGGAAUUGAACACCAAAGAGAGGUCCGAGUUCCUGAAGAAGGUUGAAAACCUGAUGAUGAAAUUAGUUUCGCAUGCUCCUGUUGAUGCAGCUGCAGACCAGUUGGCCGUGGGCGUUCUCCGUGAUUGUUUGCCUCCAGUACUAACAGAAGGAGAAGCAAGGAAAAGUGUUUUUGGAGACAAUUCAUCGUGGAAGGAUGGACAAAUCUCUGACAAGGUUACUAUUGGUGAAGACACAGAAGUUAGACUGAUUCGCAAGGGAGUAGCAAGGCUAGUGGUCGAAGGUGAAGUAAUAACUGUUUAUCACACCCUGGAGAAUUCCCGAGUCUAUCACGAGAAAGAUUUAGACAGUGUGGAGUUCGGGUUAGAGGCUGGACCGGUAGUGGAGAGUAUCUUGAGAAGUUUUCCGGAUUAUAUUAAAGUGAAAGACCUACCUCACGAUGACAUCACUUACAAAAUUGACCUGGUCACGUUGCUUUACGAGAAGGGCAUCCUCGUCAGAAAGUGAAAAAUAUUCAGUAGAGACUGUGGUCCCCUUUGUGAUUUCAUUCCGUUUGGCGAACAUGGCUGCGCGCAAAGACUUGAACGCGGAGUGAUCUUUGCCAGACAACAUCAUGACUGACGAAAGACUGGGAAGAGAGGGAUAAAGAAGACCUCACUCCGCCAACCUGUCCCUCACCAAGACAACAAUGUGAAUCUCUUUUUCACUGUAGCCUCCCUUCGAGAUCUAAGAUACCCAUCACGCAUGGUUGUUAACUCAAGAGAAUUAAACAGCAGUAAAUUCCUUUCUUUUGCACCCAAAAGUUUGCCUGUGCUAAAAGUUUAUGUUUGGUGCAACCAUUUUUGAGUUUCGGUGAUAGAACCAUGUUUUGCAUAGCGCAUCUUGUACAAUUAAGCCUAGUUUUUUUUUUUGUUUUUUACAUAUAUCUUGACCUAGUAAAUAUGUCUUGGUCCACACAGAUUAUCGUGCUGUAAAAGUACUAUAUUUGAAAUUUUUGUUAAGAAUAAAACUGAAAUAUUGAACUUAGUUUUCACUUGCGAUAAGCGAUAUUUUCUAGUCACGCGUUCCGCGUAGUUCUGGCCCUCUCUCUGUCACGCAACGCUACACUGUACUUUGUGCAACAGAGAGGCGGCCGUACAACUCGGGGCAUGCGCAGAUCUACUGUAGUGUAAAAAGUGCGCAAAGCUGAAAAAAAAGGGAGUAUCUGAGAUGAUAGAUAAUUAUGCAAAAAUAUCAUGUUUGCAAGUAAGUGCUGUUACUUCAAAUAGAGACAAACAGUGUGGAGAGAAUUGUAAUAUACAUUAGGGUAGUUAUUUGUAAACAGUAAUAAAAGGCAAUUGAUUU